UCUCGACCCUGGACGCCCAGAGGGCAAACGCAUUCGGCGCCCCGCCCCCGCACGAGCGCCGCCGCCGGCAAAGAGGAGUGAGGAGCGGCAACGGCAGACUCAGCAAGCGUAAGCGCCGGCCCUCCGUGACGAGGCGCUGCUGGGAAGGACGAGCGCGGACGCCCGACACGCAGCACACAGGAGCGCCGCCUCCAUCCACCUGCCCGCCCGCCGCCACAAGCGCAAUCUCCGCAGCGGUACAAGAGUGAAGAAAGAAGCAUAGAAAGGAAGACAAUAUGCCAAAGAAGGGGACUAAAUCUAAGGAGGUGGACAAUGCACCCAAUCAACAAGAAAACAAGCUUCCAGACUACCUGGAGGUCCAGCGCACACGUGUUGUCUGCAAUGCUGAUGCCCCCAUUCAUACUCAAGGUUACCAAUACUCGGGUACAUUUGCUGCUAUGGGAGUUGAUAAUAGCGUGUCAGUGGAGAAGUUUUGCAAGAACUUCAAAAUUGAAAUAAAUCGUCUCACUGAAGAUGAUAUGGAGUUUGAUAUGAUUGGUAUUGAUGCAUCAAUAGCUAAUGCUUUCCGGAGAAUCCUCAUCGCAGAGGUUCCUACUAUGGCAAUUGAGAAAAUCUUCAUGGUUGACAACACCUCAGUUAUAGCAGAUGAGGUUCUUUCACAUAGACUAGGACUUAUUCCACUUCGUGCAGAUCCAAGGCUUUUUGAUUACAUCUCAGAAAAUGAUGUCCCAAAUGAAAGGAAUACUGUUGUUUAUAAACUGCAUGUUUCAUGUCCAAAGGGUUCUCAACGAAUUACAGUGAAAUCUAGUGAACUAGAGUGGUUACCUGAAGGUAGCCAAUUAAGCAUGGCAGCCCCUGCGCAGUCUGGGGACAAACAGAAGACUUUCACAUCCUUCAGUCAAAGCCAAAAGGAGAUCUUAGAAGAGCCUCUUGGUGUGAAGUUUAAAGAUAUUACUAUUGCCAGGCUUGGGCCAGGACAGGCUAUUGAGCUUGAGGCACAUGCUGUUAAGGGAGUUGGGAAAGUUCAUGCCAAGUGGUCUCCAGUUGCUACAGCCUGGUACAGAAUGCUCCCUGAGGUUGUUAUUCUCAAAGAUAUUGAAGGUGAUGAUGCAGAGGAGCUAGUAAAGAAGUGCCCAGUUAAUGUUUUUGACAUUGAAGACCUGGGUAAUGGUGGAAAGAGGGCAGUUGUUGCAAAACCAAGGGCAUGCACACUCUGUAGAGAAUGUGUCAUGGGACCAAAUGGGAAUCAAGUUGAACUACGGCGUGUCAGGGACCACUUCAUAUUCACCAUCGAGUCUACCGGAGCUCUGCCCCCAGAGGUGCUGUUCACAGAAGCCGUCAAGAUUUUGGAAGAGAAAUGUGAGAGGGUCAUAUCUGAACUAUCCUGAGAAGCUGACAUUGUCCAACAAUGGAGUAAACCGGCUCAAUUAGUCUGCCAUAUCUAGUAUUUUGCUGCAGACUAGUGUAGCAUCAAACAUUUUUGUGGUGGAUGUUUAGGUCAAGAAAUGGGAGCUGAACUAGCACUGUUGUGCUAUAGAAUGGCCUGUAACACAGUGUGAUGUUAGAUUAAAUUAAACUGUGGCAAGCAACACAGAAUGGAAAUUGUGGAUUGAUGAAAUACGUGGUUGUGCCACAGGCAGAUAUCAA
This is a messenger RNA of Sorghum bicolor (sorghum), 1647 nucleotides long. Its product is annotated as DNA-directed RNA polymerases I and III subunit rpac1. NCBI's taxonomy places the organism in Eukaryota, Viridiplantae, Streptophyta, Magnoliopsida, Poales, Poaceae. Gene Ontology annotation, molecular function: protein dimerization activity. The transcript has 10 exons. Gene Ontology annotation, cellular component: RNA polymerase I complex; RNA polymerase III complex. Bases 276 to 1388 code for a protein of 370 amino acids. Gene Ontology annotation, biological process: DNA-templated transcription. The record is from RefSeq and is a predicted model, not a curated record.